This is a messenger RNA of Parnassius apollo (apollo), 288 nucleotides long. NCBI's taxonomy places the organism in Eukaryota, Metazoa, Arthropoda, Insecta, Lepidoptera, Papilionidae. The record is from the annotation of a GenBank genome assembly.
AUGGCCGCGGAUAAAAUAUGCUGUGUUUCAGGAUGUACUAAAAGCCGUGAAGAUGGCUAUGUGACUAAGCCCAAAAGGACUCAAAUUAGUACAAAAAUUAAUGUGUUGAAAAAGAAACUUAAAAGCAUGAAUAUAGAAAAUGAGAAAUAUUCAAAAAUGCUUAAGAAGGCAAUGAAUCUAUCAGAAAAUACUACUUUCUUGAAAGCAAUUAAAAGUUUUACCUCAAUAGCAACAAUUUUUACUAUGCUCCAAUUCCGAGAAUGUGGUAAACACAAAAUGGGCAGAUGA